Molecule: messenger RNA, 6350 nt
Organism: Doryrhamphus excisus (bluestripe pipefish)
Lineage: Eukaryota; Metazoa; Chordata; Actinopteri; Syngnathiformes; Syngnathidae
Gene: clcn2a
Product: chloride channel, voltage-sensitive 2a
Biological process (GO): transmembrane transport; chloride transport
Cellular component (GO): plasma membrane
Molecular function (GO): voltage-gated chloride channel activity
Source: RefSeq, a predicted model, not a curated record
UACUUUCCCUCCCCCUUAUCUCUGCAGACAAUGCAGAAAUUAAGACGAAUGCACACCGCAGCUCCCCAGAUAAUGACCGGGGCGACAGCUUAUCUCUCCGCAUGGAGAAAGCUGCAGGACGGGGCACUGACGCUACCCGCAUUGCAUCACGGACACGACUGCCGGUACCCCGCUGUCUUUCUCCCACAUAAAUCGGCAAUAUAGAGAGAAUUUUUUUUUCGCCCGGGAGGUCCAGUGCUGCAAGAAGACGCCUCGCUGCUGUGCGCAAAAGCCGUUAAUUACGCGCAGUGCCGGCAACUUCAGCGCUCUGCUUAAUGGAUUGUGUUUGUGGAAGAGGCCGGUCCGCGGCAUCCACUGGGAUCUCUCGCUCGUAUAAUCUGCAGCCAGAUCACGUUGGACAUUAAAGAGGGCGCCACAACCUGUGGCUGCGCGCGCCCUUGGUUCAACUUAUUCUAUCCUGAGAGGUGAAAUGGACCGAUACAGCUGACGAUUUGGAAUCCGUAGCGCAGGGGUGGAAAGGUGGUGGGAAAAAGGGAGGAAAGUCAUCCCAGGGGAAACAUGUAUGGGCGCUAUACCCAGGAGCUGGGUGUCUACGCCAAGGAGGAAGCGGCCCGCCUACGGGAUGGCGGAGUACGGAACGGCGGAGGACUGCGGCGGAACACCAGCGUCCGUAGUCGUGCUGCGGAUCUGCAGGAGUACGAAAAAGAUCCAUGUGGAAAGUGCCAGUCAUGUGCAUCUCGCUGCCAGAAGUUCCUGAUCUCACGGGUGGGGGAGGACUGGAUAUUUCUCAUCUUGCUGGGGCUGCUCAUGGCACUGGUCAGCUGGGUCAUGGACUACGCCAUCGCCUUCUGCCAAGAAGCACAGAAGUGGAUGUACGGCGGCCUGGACAGUAACAUGUUUCUCCAGUACAUCGCCUGGGUCACCUACCCUGUGGUGCUCAUCACAUUCUCUGCAGGUUUCACGCAGAUACUGGCUCCUCAGGCCGUGGGCUCGGGCAUUCCAGAGAUGAAGACAAUUCUGAGGGGAGUCGUCCUGAAGGAGUAUUUGACUUUUAAGACAUUUGUGGCCAAGGUCAUCGGCCUGACCUGCGCCUUGGGCAGCGGGAUGCCUCUCGGGAAGGAGGGACCUUUUGUCCAUGUUGCCAGCCUGUGCGCCGCCCUGCUGAGCAAAUUCAUGGCAGCUCUGUUUGGUGGAAUCUACAUGGAAGAGCCCUUUGAGGGAAGCAAGAACGAGUUGAGAAACACCGAAAUGUUGUCUGCUGCUUGUGCGGUCGGUGUGGGCUGCUGCUUCGCUGCCCCCAUUGGAGGGGUGUUGUUCAGCAUUGAGGUCACGUCCACCUUUUUUGCCGUGAGGAACUACUGGAGGGGCUUCUUCGCUGCUACCUUCAGUGCCUUCAUCUUCAGAGUGUUGGCGGUGUGGAACCAGGAAGAAGAGACCAUCACAGCUCUCUUUAAGACCCGCUUCCGUCUGGACUUCCCCUUCGACCUUCAGGAGCUGCCGGCGUUCGCCAUCCUUGGCAUUGCCUGCGGCUUCGGCGGUGCCCUCUUUGUGUACUUGAACCGUCACAUUGUGGAGUGUAUGAGGAAGCAGAAGACCAUUAACAAGCUCUUACUGAGGAAUCCCUCUCUUCCUGUCAGGCGCCUGGUGUACCCGGCGCUCGUCACCCUGCUGGUCUCCACCCUCACGUUCCCGCCGGGCUUUGGGCAGUUUAUGGCGGGACAGCUGACACAGCAUGAGUCUCUGGUGGCACUCUUUGACAAUCGCACAUGGUGCCGUCAGGGCGUGGCUGAGGAGUUUGACUAUAUCAGCCACCACCAUGGUUGGAAGCACCCGCAGGUCAACGUCUUCAUCACGCUCAUACUCUUCAUAAUAAUGAAGUUCUGGAUGUCCGCCGUGGCCACCACCAUGCCCGUUCCAUGCGGGGCCUUCAUGCCAGUUUUCCUCAUUGGUGCUGCAUUUGGCAGGCUGGUUGGAGAGGUCAUGGCUGCCAUGUUUCCUGACGGUAUUCAUGCUGAUGGCAGUGUGUAUCCCAUAGUCCCCGGCGGUUAUGCAGUCGUCGGUGCUGCAGCGCUGUCCGGGGCCGUCACCCACACCGUGUCCACAGCAGUCAUUGUCUUCGAGCUGACCGGUCAGAUCUCACACAUCCUGCCUGUGAUGAUUGCCGUGAUCCUGGCCAACGCUGUGGCCCAGGCGCUCCAGCCAUCGCUGUACGACUCCAUCAUCCGCAUCAAGAAGCUGCCCUAUCUUCCAGAGCUCGGCAUGGGGCAUCACGAGAAGUAUAAUAUCCGUGUGGAGGACAUCAUGGUGCGGGAUGUGCGCUACAUCACUCUAACCUCGUCAUAUCGGGAGCUGCAGGAGAUGCUGCUGACCGGUCAGCUUAAGACGCUUGCACUGGUUGAAUCCAUAGACUCCAUGAUCCUCCUAGGCUCCAUUGAGAAGCUCCAGCUCCAGUCUCUGCUCUCGCUCCAGCUGGGUCGCCAACGCCGCCUGGCCUACCUUCGCCAGCUGGCCCUGGACAGCGACACCAACGACCACCUGCCCAGCCUGACCAGCGACAGCACACCGAGUUCACCCUGCAGCCACGCCGCCAUUAAUGCUCAUCAAGGGGUCCGCUUCCUGGUGAGCACCCAACAGAUCUCCACAGAGGAGUCUUCCUCCUUCAGCCCAGCGGUGGUUUCCAACAUUCAGCAGCUCCCUCUCAAAUCGGCUUUAAAAACUGUAUCUGCAAUCAGCAACACUGACACACCGAACAGCUCUCAGACGCUCUCCUGCGCUGACCAAGACAAGGAGCUACUGGAGGUGAGAGCAAGCCUGACAGACAUCAAGGGUCAAAGCCCAGCUGGGCCGGCUCCCUCUGCAAGCAGGAAGACCAAACGUGUGAGGAUCUCCAUGGCGGACUCGACUGAAGUAGAAGACGGUAUGACGCCAACCGAGAUGGCCGAGUGGGAGGAACAGCAGCUGGAUGAGCCGGUGGAUUUUAAGAACUGCAAAAUUGACCCGGCGCCCUUCCAGUUGGUGGAGCAAACGUCUCUGCAUAAGACUCACACUAUCUUCUCCCUGUUGGGGCUCGAUCACGCCUAUGUGACCAGCAUGGGCCGCCUGGUGGGCGUCGUCUCCCUUAAAGAGCUGCGUAAGGCCAUUGAAGGCUCCGUCACGGUGACUGGUGUGAAAGUGCGCCCCCCUUUGGCCAGUUUCCGUGACAGUGGCAACACCGCCAGCAUCUCCGAGGUGACAGAACUCCACAAGCUGUGCAUGCGCCACAGGGGGCUCUCGUUGCCGCGGGAACCCAACCCUCCCGACGUGGAGGACCAGCCGGUCGUGGCGUCCAAGGAGAUGCCUGACAACCCGUCGGACUCCACCAGCUUGCAGUAUGAAGGCAGCCCGGGCGAGGUCACGCCACACGCUUUGUCGUCGGAGCUGGUGCUUCAGGAAAGCCCCUCGUUCACGGAGGACCCGUCAGAAUUUACGUUUGACUGCAGCCCCUCCCACACCGAGGAGUCCGAGCUGGCCUGUGACUAUGACCCCUCAGGCCAAGGUCCUCCCGAGCCUGACCAAAGAGAGCAAGAAAGCGGGAGUCCACCUCUGAGCAGGGACCAAUCAGGACAAGAGGAAGCGGGGAGCGGCCUCGCUGACAACCCAUCAGAGUGAUGAAUGUGAAUGUUGUUGAGAUUGCCUUCUUUAAGCACUCUAAUCUUUCAUUACUGUCUAUCCAAACGGACCAAGUAUUAAUCAGUGCAUGAGCAUGUGCCACAUUUAAAGGUGCACUCCAAGCCAAUAGGGGGAAGCGUACUGUCACAAAGUUGAGGUUCUGACCUUUGGUAGAGAUUGCUCACCACGCACAUUUGAUUGUAUAGUGAUACCUCAUGUCUUAGAUUAUGAAUUUCAAUGUGUUAAAUCAGGGGUGGGCCUAUGUAAUUCUACACACAAAUACAGUACUGUAAAUGCUCUAAUUAUAGCCUACACCGAGACCACCAAAUUGGAGAGGAGCUGUUGUAAAGUCACUGUACACAUACAGAACAAUUUCAUAAUAAUGUGGAGUGCAUGAGAAAGCGGAAAGGAAAAACAGCUUUUUGCCAACAGGUCAUUAAUAUAGUGCACAACACAGCAGAAACAGAACCAGUGUUGUAAAAGUGUUAAGGCUUCCAUUGCUCAGCCAGCAUUAAUACUGUAAACAACAGUACAGCGAGUAUAACAUACACAGCUGAGUGUAAAGCGCAUGCAGAGGUAGCUAUAGGGAAUGUAUGCUUGAUUUUUUAAAAUGACAUUAAGAGGUUGCCUACAGCCACAGCUGUUAAUACACGUGGUUUUGGACUAUUAUUAUUAAAAUUAUUAUUAUUAUUAUUAUUAUUUUUAUUAUUAUAAUAUUAUUAUUUUAUUAUUAUAAAUCAUUCAUUCAUUCAUUUUCUACCGCUUGUCCUCUACAGCUGGAGCCUAUCCCAGCUGUAGAGGCGGGGUACACACUGGACUGGUCGCCAGCCAAUCACAGGGCACAUAUAGACAAAAGUUUAUUUUUUAUUGUGUUUUUAAUGAUUUCUUUUCUUUUUUGUAAAGUGAUUUUUAUUUGUAAUGAUUAUUUAAUUUAUUUUAUUUAUUGUCACAUUUCAUAUAUUUAACUUAUUUGUAAUUAGCAUUUAUUAUAUUUUUUACAUGGUUUUGGACUCUACAGCUGGAGCCUAUCCCAGCUGUUUUCGGGCAAGAGGCGGGGUACACACUGGACUGGUCGCCAGCCAAUCACAGGGCACAUAUAGACAAACAACCAUUCACACUCACAUUCAUACCUAUGGACAAUUUGGAGUCGCCAAUUAACCUAGCGGGAGAACAUGCAGAGAUGGGGGAUUCGAACCCAGGUUUCCUAGCUGUGUGGCCUGCGUGCUAACCACUUGUUUACCGUGCAGCACACUAUUAAAAUCACCAGCGAUUAUUUUCUUGAUUAGACCACACACCAGGCAAUAAUUGGAGCAUUUACCGUCACCAAUAAUCAAUAACCAAUAUUUGUCUCUCCACCCCUGCUUUAAAUCAAUGACAGGAAUGUCUUCUCCGAUCACGAUACGUCGCUUGUGGCAGUGCAAGAAACCAAGAACCUGUGUGUAAUAACAGACGGAAGAGUCGGGUAUGAAGCCGUGCAUGUUGUAGAGGUGUCUCUAGACAUUUCAUGACAUGAUUAUAGAAUCACCAGCCCUAGUCUUUAAAUAUCUACCUAAUGUGUUUCUUAUGAAGAUGUGCAGGAACAUGAAAAUGAUGAGGGGAGAAAGCACAGAAGUAUUUACUACCUAUAAUAUUCCCCGCAAUGUGCUCACAUAGGCGAGGUUGUGUAUUGGAAUAUACAGUACAUAUAUUUAUAAAGCGGUGUGGGCUUACUCAUCACCUGAUAUGCAAUAAAUCAACAGUAAACAUGCAGUAAAGCAGCAAUGGCUGCAAUGGUGGCAGUUUUAUGUGAUAGUCGCUGUUGUUUUGAAUACCAAAUGUUAUGUUUGUCUAUAUUACCCCACACAAAAGGUCUCUUAUUAUUCCUGACAACAAAGGCAGCUUCCAAAGGGCCAGCAGGUCCAUGUAAGUGUGAAGCACAUUGUAAAUAGCAUGACUUUACUUUGCUGCACUGGUAGCCUCUGGUGGCUUUUCUAGGGGCUUCUUCAAUAAGGGCAACCAUUUUUCCACAAUGUAUAAAACUGCCUGCUAAACAACCAGUGUGAUGGAGACACACACAAAAACACGCACACGUGGAUUGUCUGUGGCACAGUGUUUGAUGUUCAUGUUAAAACUUAGGAGCCAUAUUUUGUUUUGCUCACGUCUGUCUUUGUUUGCAUAUAGAACGUGGCGUACAGAACACAUUGCAUUUGUACUGUGUGCAGCGUAUCUAGUUCAGCAAUAAGUCUGUAGUUGUAUCCUUUAUAUGGACACACACACCUUGUACAUGCUUUGUACAUAUGGAAUGACAGCUAAUGUAAAUGGGCCGACGCAUUCAACAACCAUUGUUAUUUUUCAGAGAACAUGAGAACAUGUUUUUGUACAUGAGUAACUGAUUUAGGUUGAAAGAAAAGCACAUUGGAAGAAAAAAAACCUUGACACUGAGUCUGUCUUUUUUGGAUUACUUCUCAGCAUUAUUUAUUUGUAGUUUAAUGUUAUUAUUUUCAUGUUAGACACACAUUUUUAUUUAGUGUUAAGUUUAUUUUUUAUUGUGUUAUUAAUGAUUUAUUUUCUUUUUUGUAAAGUGAUUUUUAUUUGUAAUGAUUUUAUUUUUAUUGUCAUAUUUUAUAUAUUUAAUUAUUUGUAAUUAGCAUUUAUUAUAUUUUUUAUAUUUUGUAUUGGUAUGAUUUUAAUUUUAUUUUUAUUAAACAUUGGUAAUGUAGUGG